Saccharomyces mikatae IFO 1815 is the source of this 498-nucleotide messenger RNA. It is a transcript of the gene PEX4, whose product is annotated as E2 ubiquitin-protein ligase peroxin 4. The transcript has a single exon. Bases 1 to 498 code for a protein of 165 amino acids. NCBI's taxonomy places the organism in Eukaryota, Fungi, Ascomycota, Saccharomycetes, Saccharomycetales, Saccharomycetaceae. The record is from RefSeq and is a predicted model, not a curated record.
AUGUCAAGGAUCACGAAAGAAUACAGAGUUAUACUGAAAACGCUGGCCAGUGAUGAUCCCAUUGUCAACCCCUACCGGGGGAUAAUCAGAUCGCUCAAUCCUAUUGACGAAACCGAUCUGAGCAGGUGGGAGGCCAAAAUUUAUGGACCGUCGCAUACCCCUUAUGAAAAUUAUCAGUUUCAUAUACUAAUAGAUGUCCCUAGUUCCUAUCCAAUGACUCCGCCGAGGAUAAAUUUUGAGCAAAAUGACAUACUACAUUGCAACGUUAAAUCUGCCACGGGAGAAAUAUGUCUGGACAUCCUCAAACCAGAGGAUUGGACGCCAGUAUGGGAUUUGUUACACUGUGUCCAUGCUGUUUGGAGGCUUUUAAGAGAGCCGGUUUGCGAUUCACCGCUUGACGUGGAUAUGGGUAAUAUCAUCCGUUGUGCUGACGAAAGUGCCUACCAGGGGAUAGUGAAGUACUUCUUAGCCGAAAGAGAACGGAGCAGGUAUCAUUGA